UUUCUUAUAUGUGGUAACUUUUCAACAUUAACAGAAUUGUUUAGCAUAUUUUAAUUUUCUUUUUGUUUGCUGAGUUUCAAGAUCCUUAUUACAGAAUGACUCCAGCACAAUUUGUGUCAUUUAUUGUUCCAAUUCUUAAAGCUAUUUAGAACAUGAAUUUGAAAAAUCUUCUUUUAGGCAUAAUUUGCAGACAAAAUUAUUUUAUUUUUCAAACUUUGCAAACAUUGGGUACAAUGUAAAUUAACACUGGAAACAACUGAUUUCAAUAGUUACUCAAUGUUCUUCAAAAGGUGAAAGGCAUAAUGAAACAUACUCAUCUGAACUCCACCCAUUUUCCAUUUCAACAUAACAAAUCUUCUGUUUGUUCUUAAGGCAAAUUUAAAAGCAUACAUAUUGGUAUUGGUUAUUACUAAAGAUAAUUUAUGCAAUCAUUAAGUCAAAGAUGCUAAGCUGGCAAAAAGAAAACCAUACAAGUAAGCAAAGCCUGACAUGUAUCGACACACCCUCUCAGUAUAUAAAGGCUUGUCACUGUCCUUGGUAGCAGGCAGUCCCUGAGCUACCAAGCAUCACCAUGUCUGUUCGAUACAGCACCAGCAAACAGUUCUCUUCCUCCCGCAGUGGAGGCGGAGGAGGAGGAGGAGGAGGAGGAUCAUCCCUCAGAAUUUCGAACAGCAAAGUCUCCCAUGGUGGAGGAUUUAGCUCAGGGGGCUUCAGUGGUGGCUCUUUCAGCCGUGGGAGCUCUAGUGGAGGCUGCUUCGGGGGCUCAUCGGGUGGCUAUGGAGGAAGCUUAGGAGGUUUUGGUGGAGGCAGCUUUGGUGGAGGCUUUGGAGGAGGCAGCUUUGGCGGGGGCUAUGGAGGAGGCAGCUUUGGAGGUAGCAGCUUCGGUGGGGGUAGCUUCGGUGGAGGCGGCUACGGAGGAGGCUUUGGUGGUGGAUACGGAGGAGGAGAUGGUGGCCUUCUGUCCGGAAAUGAAAAAGUAACCAUGCAGAAUCUGAAUGACCGUCUGGCUUCGUACAUGGACAAAGUCCGUGCGCUGGAGGAGUCAAACUAUGAGCUGGAGGGUAAGAUCAAGGAGUGGUAUGAAAAGCACGGUAACGCAGGCCAGCGGGAGCCCCGUGACUACAGCAAAUACUACCAGACCAUUGAAGAACUUAAAAAUCAGAUCCUCACCCUGACAACUGACAACGCCAAUGUCCUGCUGCAGAUCGACAAUGCCAGGCUGGCAGCUGAUGACUUCAGGAUGAAGUAUGAGAAUGAGGUAGCCCUACGCCAGAGCGUGGAGGCCGACAUCAACGGCCUGCGAAGGGUGCUAGACGAGCUGACCCUCACCAAGGCUGACCUAGAGAUGCAGAUUGAAAGUCUGACUGAAGAACUAGCCUACCUGAAAAAGAACCACGAAGAGGAAAUGAGAGAUCUUCAAAACGUGUCCACUGGUGAUGUGAAUGUGGAAAUGAAUGCUGCUCCAGGUGUUGAUCUGACUCAACUUCUGAAUAACAUGAGAAACCAGUACGAACAACUCGCUGAAAAAAAUCGCAAGGAUGCAGAAGCCUGGUUCAACGAGAAGAGCAAGGAACUCACUACAGAAAUCGACAGCAACAUUGAACAAAUGUCCAGUCACAAAAGCGAAAUUACUGAACUGAGACGUACUGUUCAAGGUCUAGAGAUCGAACUACAGUCCCAACUGGCCCUGAAACAAUCCCUGGAAGCCUCCUUGGCAGAAACAGAAGGUCGCUACUGCGUGCAGCUCUCUCAGAUUCAGGCCCAGAUCUCCGCCCUGGAGGAACAGCUGCAACAGAUUCGAGCUGAGACCGAGUGCCAGAACUCUGAAUACCAACAACUCCUAGACAUCAAGAUCCGACUGGAGAACGAGAUCCAGACCUACCGCAGCCUGCUGGAAGGAGAGGGAAGCUCCGGAGGCGGAUCCUAUGGCGGCGGACGCGGUGGCGGCGGCGGCGGCAGCUACGGCGGCGGAAGUUCCAGCGGCGGCGGCCACGGAGGCAGUUCCGGUGGCGGCCAGGGUGGCAGCUACGGCGGCGGAAGCUCCAGCGGCGGCGGCCACGGCAGCAGUUCCGGUGGAGGCCUCGGGGGUAGUUCCGGUGGCGGUCACGGCGGCAGCUACGGCGGCGGAAGUUCGAGCGGAGGCCAGAGCGGAAGCGGAGGGUUCAAGUCUUCUUCUUCCGGGUCCGCUGGCGACCAAUCGUCUAAGGGACCAAGGUCAGCAGAAACUAGCUGGGAUACUAACAAAACCAGAGUGAUCAAGACGAUUAUUGAGGAGUUGACACCUGAUGGUAGAGUCCUUUCGUCUAUGGUUGAAUCAGAAACCAAGAAACACUUCUAUUAAACUACACGAACAGAGUCUCUUCACACAGGCCAUUCUGCAGAUGUGUGGAAAACACUUCAGUCUUGAUGGUCUAUGAAAAUAGGUUCACUCCUUGAAAAUAAGGUGUCUAAAAGGUGUUUUGUGAUUUCUGUAUUUCUUCUUUUCACUGUACCAGAAAGUGUUCUUUUGUGGAGAAAAAAGAAGAAGAAAACUUUCUGUUCUCAUUUACUAAUGAACUUCAAUAAACUUUCUUACUGAUGCAAACUUA
This is a messenger RNA of Nannospalax galili (Upper Galilee mountains blind mole rat), 2588 nucleotides long. RefSeq names its product keratin 10 (gene Krt10). Gene Ontology annotation, molecular function: structural constituent of skin epidermis. The transcript is spliced from 8 exons. The record is from RefSeq and is a predicted model, not a curated record. Bases 572 to 2341 code for a protein of 589 amino acids. Lineage: Eukaryota; Metazoa; Chordata; Mammalia; Rodentia; Spalacidae. Gene Ontology annotation, cellular component: keratin filament.